Fomitopsis serialis is the source of this 948-nucleotide messenger RNA. RefSeq lists its product as uncharacterized. The record is from RefSeq and is a predicted model, not a curated record. The transcript has 7 exons. Bases 117 to 722 code for a protein of 201 amino acids. Lineage: Eukaryota; Fungi; Basidiomycota; Agaricomycetes; Polyporales; Fomitopsidaceae.
GCCCCGCUCCAAUUGGUUAUGCUUUUUGUCUGUAUAUGCUACCGCGCUGUCGCUGAGCCCUUUGUCGUAGUCAAGUGGCGGACUGGAAAAAACACAAACAGAUCUGCUUUGUCUACAUGCGCGAUCGGUCGCUCAAUACUACCUCCAUGAACUUCGGCGAGAAGGGCUCCAAGAAAGGUGGUCGUACGAGAGCAGAUGUGCUGCAGGACCUGUCCAUUUGGGCCCAAGAGCAUAAUGGAGACACGCUCACGUUUGCCUGCUGGCAAGCCAUGGAUCUGACGAUAGACAUCCACAAGGCCGACACGCACUUCCUCGCCCUCACGCUCCGGAAGAACGACGUCUGGACGAACCGCAGGGCCAUGUACAAACUCGUGGAUGCGCAAGUCCUCCCGCUCACGCUGCUCUCGAAGAAAUUCGAGCACGCCGCCGACGCGCUCGACGAGCAGCCUGUCGACGUUGUCCAGCAGGUCUUGGGGACGGACAAGCGGAGACGCAUCGCGGAUGGAGCCCUCGGGUCCGUGCUCGUGAUGUCACAUGACUGUGAAGAAGCGGUCCUCAAGAAAGUUACGCCGACUUUCCAACCUUUGGGGCUUUUCAAGGAGCACUACGAAUAUCUACGCCGCCUUCCUCCCGUGGUCGGCAGCUUCUGGAAGCCUUGUCUGAGGAACGCAUUGGACGGCGGUGCUUACUCCAUCAAGUUCGAGCCCUGGCCUGCGACUUGAGUAUCUCUCAGAGAACGACGUCACCGGGAAGAUGGCUUCGGUCCCCGAUGUCAUAUGUAUCGUGUUGACAAGUGUUAUGGGCUUGUGUGAAAAGCUGUACGAUAGUUUGUCUCCUUCGAUGUAUACUUAGAGUUCCCUGGGUCACCACUUUGAUACCUGUCUUUCGAUUCCCAUUCCGUGUAUGAUAAUAGGGGUCACGAUGCCAAUGCUGUAACUUUGACACGCG